AUGGGAAACAAGGUAACUAAGAAGAAGAAGAACACCUACGAUGUGACUGAUCCCAAAGAAGCCAAAAAUGACAUUGCAGCAGAAGCAGUGGCUCAGGUAGCGGCAAAAGUUGAGGAGACUCUGCCACCUCUGGUGGAGGAAGUGACUGCUAAAGCUGUUACUGCUGUGGAGGAGGUUGUUGGUUCAGCAGUGACUGCAGUGACCGAAGCUCUGGGCAUCACAGAGGAACCUAAACCCACUGAACCAGAGCCAGCCACACCAGAGCAACCACCUGCAAAAGAGGAGCCUACUCCAACACCUGAACCCGAAUCUGUUCCAGCAAAAGAACCAGUGGUAGAACCAGAACCAACCCCUGAACCAGAGCCUGUGAAAGAACCAGAACCGGAGCCUGUGAAAGAACCAGAACCAGAGCCUGUAAAAGAACCAGAGCCGGUAAAAGAACCAGAGCCAGAACCGGUGAAAGAACCAGAGCCGGUAUCAGAACCAGAACCGGUAUCAGAACCAGAGCCGGUAAAAGAACCUGAGCCGGAGUCAGAACCAGAGCCGGUACCAGAACCAGAGCCGGUAAAAGAACCAGAGCCGGAGUCAGAACCAGAGCCGGUACCAGAACCAGAGCCGGUAAAAGAACCAGAGCCGGAACCAGAACAAGAACCAGAGCCGGUAAAAGAACCAGAGCUGGAGCCAGAACCAGAGCCGGUACCAGAACCAGAACCGGUUAAAGAACCAGAACCAGAGCCGGUACCAGAACCAGAGCCGGUAAAAGAACCAGAGCCGGUAAAAGAACCAGAACCAGAGCCGGUAAAAGAACCAGAGCCGGAGCCAGAACCAGAGCCGGUGCCAGAAGCAGAGCCGGUAAAAGAACCAGAGCCGGAACCAGAACCAGAGCCGGUGAAAGAACCAGAACCAGAGCUGGUGCCAGAACCAGAGCCGGUAAAUGAACCGGAACCAGAGCCAAUACCGGAACCAGAGGCGGCACCAGAACCAGAGCCGGAGCCAGAACCAGAGCUGGUGAAAGAAGCUGAACCAGAGCCGGUACCAGAACCAGAGCCGGUAAAAGAACCAGAACCAGAGCCGGUACCAGAAGCAGAGCUGGUGAAUGAACCAGAACCAGAGCCAGUGACAGAACCAGAACCAGAGCCUGUGAAAGAACCAGAACCAGAGCCGGUACCAGAACCAGAGCCGGUGAAAGAAUCAGAACCAGAGCCAGUGAAAGAAUCAGAACCAGAGACUGUGAAAGAACCAGAGCCGGUGAAAGAACCAGAAACAGAGCAGAUACUAGAACCACAGCAGGUAGCGGCACCAACCCCAGAACCAGAACCGGUGAAAGAAUCAGAACCAGUGGAAGAACCAGUACCAGUGGUGGUAGCAACCCCUGAACCAAAGACGGUGGAAGAACCAGAACCAGAGUCUGUGAAAAACCUGGAACCAGAGCCUGUGGAAGAACCAGAGCCUGUGGAAGAACCAGAGCCUGUGGAAGAACCAGAGCCUGUGGAAGAACCAGAGACGGUAGCAGAACCAGAGCCAGUGGCAACUCCUGCUCCCGAACUAGAAGAGUCAUCAACAGCAGCCCCAGAAACUCUAACUCCUGUAGAAGACACAAAAGAGGAGGAUGGAGUAGAGGUCCCUGAGGAACCUGUAUCAGUUGUGGAGGAGCCAGCUGAGCCAGAGGAAUCUGUGGCACAAGAAGAUGAGAAAGAGCCAGUGACAGCUGCAGAUGGAGAGUCUCAAGAAGAACUUGUUACACAGGAAUCUUCUGGGACUGAGACCGCUACAGAACCAGAAGAGGCUGAAGCUGUUCCAGAGAUUGUGAUUUCAGAAACUGUCUCUGGAUGUGAAAUUCCUGCUGAGGCUGAGGAGCCCCCAGAAUCCUCAGCAGAAAUUGAAAAUGGGGAAUUAGAAGGCCCUGUUGUUGCGGCAAUCACAGAGGUGAAUGGAGAGUGUGCAGAGUCUACCGACACCACUAUUGAACAGACAGAGGAAUGUGUUAACAGCAGUGAAAUCCCAGAGGAUGUACCUGUCACUAAGGCGGACUUGGAACUUAAAAAGGACAUAAGUUUGAGUGGGGAAGUCGCAGAGGUUCAUGAUGCAGUGUCUAACAUUGUGGAGGGUCUCAGCAGCACUGAAAUCACCCAGGCAGUCUGAAACCAUGCAAUUAACUAGUCAUAAUGUGAAAUCAGUUUAAUCCUUCAGUGGUGCAAGAGAGCCAUUAAGGUAUCACAAAUACAGCUGAAGUAUAGUGGUAACCCAGGCCAUGUUCUUUUUAAUACCAAAUCAAAUGUACCCAUUUGAGGACAGUCAGAUGGGGAAGGGUAAAUCGGAGAGGUCAGGAAAGAAAGUGAUCCAAUCAGCAAAGUGAAAGUGUUGGACAGUAAUGAAUUUCAUGUCUUUGAGUGCACGCCAGCAGGAUAAUCUGCCUUUUUGAGAAGAGCAUUCAUUAAAAGUUUGUUAUUCUGUUUUAGAAGUUCAUACUGUAUAUUCUUACUAUAAACUAUAUGCAGAGACAUGAAAUAAUGUGUUGGGCUUUUAUAAAAAUGUGCCUGAGAGGAUUGUUAAGUUUAAAUUGAUUGUUCGAAUAGAGAAUAAAAAGAGAUAUAUCUUACAGUGA
This is a messenger RNA of Boleophthalmus pectinirostris (great blue-spotted mudskipper), 2605 nucleotides long. RefSeq names its product cell surface glycoprotein 1-like. NCBI's taxonomy places the organism in Eukaryota, Metazoa, Chordata, Actinopteri, Gobiiformes, Gobiidae. The record is from RefSeq and is a predicted model, not a curated record. The transcript has a single exon. Bases 1 to 2142 code for a protein of 713 amino acids.